UGUGUAGGCGGUGCCGCCCCGCCCCGGCGGAGGAAGUGCUGGGCGAUGGCGCGGGGUCUGUGCUGGGCUCUGCUGGCGCUGGUGGCCGCGGGCAGCGCCUUCAACCUGGACGUGCAGCGCCCCGCCGUCUUCUCGGGGCCGCACGGCAGCUACUUCGGGUUCGCCGUGGACUUCUUCGCUCCCGACCCCUCCUCGACGUUUCUCCUGGUGGGAGCUCCGAAAGCAAACACUACCCAGCAUAACAUUGUGGAAGGAGGCCAGGUGCUCAAAUGUAACUGGAAUUCCAACAGAAAUUGCCAGCCGAUUAUAUUUGACUCCACAGGGAACAGAGAUUUUGCUCCUGAUGAUCCGUUGGAAUUUAAGUCUCAUCAGUGGUUUGGAGCCUCUGUGAGAUCCAAAAAUGAUAAAAUUCUGGCCUGUGCCCCGUUGUACCACUGGAGAACAGAAAUGAAACAAGAGCGAGAGCCAGUAGGAACCUGUUACCUGCUUGCCGGAUCAAAAUCUGUGGAGUAUGCACCCUGCAGGUCGACCACUAUCGAUGCAGAUGGACAGGGGUUUUGUCAAGGUGGAUUUAGUAUCGACUUUACAAAGGGAGACAGAGUGCUACUGGGAGGACCUGGAAGUUUUUACUGGCAAGGACAACUUAUUUCUGAUCGAGUGACAGAGAUUGUGGCUAAAUAUGACUCCAAGGUCUACAGUACCAAGUACGAUGACCAGUUAGCAACCAAGCCUGCCAGUGCUGCUUUUGAUGACAGCUACUUGGGUUAUUCAGUGGCUGUGGGAGACUUCAAUGGGGACGGCAUAGAAGACUUUGUAUCGGGAGUCCCAAGAGCAGCGAGAACGCUGGGCAUGGUGUCUAUUUACAAUGGGAAAAACAUGUCUUCCAUGUACAACUUCACCGGAGAACAGAUGGCUGCCUAUUUUGGGUAUUCGGUGGCUGCCACAGACAUCAACGGGGACAAUUAUACAGAUUUGUUUAUUGGAGCCCCUCUUUUUAUGGAUCGAGGUUCUGAUGGGAAGCUUCAAGAGGUCGGCCAAGUUUCCAUUUGCCUCCAGAGAGCCUCCGGAGGGUUUCAGAUCACAAAGCUGAAUGGCUUCGAGAUAUUUGCACGAUUCAGCAGUUGUAUUGCACCGCUGGGGGAUCUGGAUCAGGAUGGCUUCAAUGACAUUGCAGUUGCUGCACCGUAUGGUGGAGAGGACAAGAGAGGAGUCGUCUACAUCUACAAUGGAAGAGCAGAUGGUUUGAACGCAGUCCCCUCUCAAGUUCUUGAAGGGCAGUGGGCCGCUCGUACGAUGCCUCCCAGCUUUGGGUACUCUCUGAAAGGAGCCACGGAUGUGGACAAAAAUGGAUACCCAGACUUGAUAGUGGGAGCCUUUGGUGUUGACACGGCUGUUUUGUACAGGGCUAGACCAGUUAUUAGAGUAAAUGCGGCCCUGGAAGUGAAUCCAACCAUUCUAAACCCAGAAAACAAAGCCUGUUCACUCGGAGAUGUAAAAGUUUCUUGCUUCAAAGUGAAGUUCUGCUUAAAAGCGGAUGGCAAAGGAAAACUCCCUGCUUCACUCAAUUUCCAAGUGGAGCUGCUGCUGGAUAAACUGAAGCAGAAAGGAGCUAUCAGGAGAGCUCUCUUUCUCCACAGCAAACAGCCGAGCCACUCGAAGAACAUGACUAUUACAAAGGGGGGCAAAAUGAAUUGUGAAGAACUUGAUGCCUUUUUGAGGGAUGAGUCCGAAUUUAGAGACAAGCUAACUCCCAUUACUAUUUUCAUGGAAUACCGUCUGGAUUACAAAACAGCUGUGGAUGCAACUGGAUUGCACCCCAUCCUCAACCAGUUCACUCCUGCUAACAUGAGCAGACAGGCACAUAUUCUGCUGGACUGUGGUGAAGAUAACAUCUGCAAACCAAAGCUGGAGGUCUCUGUGGAAAGUGAUCAGAAGCAGAUCUACAUCGGUGAUGACAACCCCUUGACACUAAUUGUCAGUGCUCAGAACCAAGGGGAAGGAGCCUAUGAAGCAGAACUCUUUGUCAUCGUUCCUCCUCAAGCAGAUUUCAUUGGUGUUGUUCGUAACAACGAGGCUUUGGCCAGGCUGUCGUGUGCAUUUAAAACUGAGAAUCAAACCCGCAUGGUAGUUUGUGACCUGGGAAAUCCUAUGAAAGCAGGAACUAAGCUCUUGGCUGGCCUGCGCUUCAGCGUGCACCAGCAGUCUGAAAUGGAUACUUCUGUGAAGUUCGACUUGCAAAUCCGAAGUUCCAACCUGUAUGACAACCUAAGUCCAGUAGCAUUCUACCAGGCUGACCUGGCUAUUUUAGCAGCUGUUGAAAUCAGAGGUGUGUCGUCUCCUGAUCACAUAUUCCUUCCCAUUGCAAACUGGCAGCCAAAGGAGAAUCCAGAAACAGAAGAUGAUAUUGGGCCUCUAGUUCAGCAUAUCUAUGAGCUGAGAAACAACGGUCCAAGUGCAUUCAGCAAGGUGAUGAUGACUCUGCAGUGGCCUUACAAAUACAAGAAUGACACGCUGCUGUAUAUUGUUCAGUACGACAUUGACGGUCCCAUGAACUGCACUUCUGACAUGGAAAUCAACCCACUGAAAGUCAAGAUUUCUGCUUCUAACGAUGAUGAUAAGAAUGAAACACUCAGCAGGGAAGAUAAUCCCGAUCACCGCAUCAGCCGAAGGGAUGUAACUGCCCUCGAAGGAGAUGUGCAUACCUUGGGCUGCGGAACUGCGGAUUGUUUAAAGAUAGUCUGUCAAGUUGGUCACCUGGAAAGGGGAAAGAGUGCAAUAUUGUAUUUAAAAUCACGCCUUUGGACCCAAACCUUCAUGAAUAAAGAAAAUCAGAAUCACUCCUAUUCUCUCAAAUCAUCUGCUUCCUUCAAUGUCAUAGAGUUCCCUUAUAAGAACCUCUCCUUUGAAGACAUCCAUAACUCUACAGUAGUCACUACAAAUAUUACGUGGGGCAUUCAGCCUCAGCCUAUGCCCGUGCCAGUGUGGGUGAUAAUUCUGGCCGUCCUUGCAGGAUUACUGCUGCUGGCUGUUCUGGUGUUUGUUAUGUACAGGAUGGGCUUUUUCAAACGUGUGAGACCACCGCAGGAAGAACAGGAGAGAGAACAACUGCAGCCGCAUGAGAAUGGGGAAGGAACAUCAGAAGCUUAAGCAGAGUUUUAUCUGUAAGGCAUUCUGAAGUCUUAAAGUGCCUGCAUCUUGGUUACGAAUAUUGGUUCCCCCUCAAGGAAAAACAUGACUGCAGAGCUGCUUCUGGUCUCAGAAGGUAUCAGCACAUACAAAGAAAGAUCAAUAUAUUUAAAUUCUCCUUUUUAUAUUAAUUAUGUUCAUACAUGUGACUAACGCAUCUGCACUGAUUUGUGUGUGAAAAUAUUAAAUAAUAUGUAGUGCUAUGAUUUUCUUACCGGGAUGUAGGAGACAUCACCUGGCUUGAUUCACGGACCAGUUUUACAUGAAUUGCUACACAGACCCUGUGUUUGCUUUUGAAGCCAACAGCUUCCAUAGAUACUUGCUGGAUUGUGCAUUGAGUUUCCAUUGUUUUUUGUCGGAGUACACUACGUUUCAUUCCCUAGCUCUGGAAUGCUAGUUGCACAAGAAAACGAACGUGUCUCGUUUUAUCAAACUGAAGAAUGUUCUUUGACCCAUUAACUCUGCUGCUGUUUUUCCUCCUGUUCAAAAAAUGAGAGAGAUUAUUCAGUGGAAUCGUUCAUACCCGAUACCUGUUCUGCCUGCCUUUUGCCCUUCCUGCUCAGCCAUCUGUCCUGUGGUUUCCCUCUAGACUUCACAGAUACUGUUCUCUGGGUCCUGGGCCUCUUGCCGUAGGGAAUGAGUCUACAGAGAUGGAAGUGAGCGGUAAAAAGUGGGGGAUGAUGUACUUCUCAUGCAACCUAGUGAAGAGACUCAGGGCAGGAUCCAGAGACUCUCCUGUGUCUUUCCACAGAGUUCCUGGCAGCAUGGAUUUGUUCAGGUGCUGCCAGGGACAAGAUGCUGGACUGUGGCAGCCAACAGACAUGUCUGAUGAGAAAACCCGUAGCUACGUGAAACCUCUGCAGGGUUUGAAGUUAAGUCUGUGUGUUAUACAGGUUGGGUUUCAGUUUCUGGUGAAACAAUCAAGGAUAGGUUACCUGAUGUGCUGUAAGGAAGCUGUUGUUAAUUCUCCCAUUCCAGUGCUGACUGUGUCCAGGGGCAGAAUGGAGCAGUACAGGGACUGUUUAAACUAGAGGGUUUGCCAGCCAAGCGUAUCUUGAUUACAUCAAUCUGUUAGCCACAGGCUUGCCUGCUUUGCUGCCUGUCCUGAGAGGACAGAGAGCUUGUCCAGUGAAGCAGAGUAGAGCUGGCAGUGCGAAAGAGUUUGAACAGAGAGGGUUAAUUUGCCUUGGUUUAUUUCAUUCAUUCACUGUUUCAUUCAUUGUACAUCCCAUUGAACAUAAGACAUUUCACUGCACGAGACAUUUCAUUAUGUUCAGUACAUUUCAUGACCAGAAACAACACUAAAUAUUUUGUUUCAUUGUUGUGUUUUAAACAUACCAAAAGUUCAGUGGUUUAGAGCCACAAGCUUACAUCAUUCUUAGCUUAUUUCCCUCAGCAUUGGUGUGGUAAAGUGAAGCUUCUUGUACGUACGAGAGAACACGAGAACAUUGUCUGCAUGCAUUUCAGCAGACAUGUAACAGCAAACUAGGAGGCUGUUUGGCUUGCAGCCACAUGUAGCUGUGUUGCACAAAUCUUAGAGUGGACAUAAACUGUUACAAAGGUGCCUUAUAUGAGAUUUGCUUAUUCUCUAUUCCAAAAAUGGAAUAAAUUACAUUAUAAACUCCCUGGAUGCAGCCCCAUACAGAAAAGACGACUUCUGCUUUAAUUGCACCACUGAUAUCUCUACAUAGAUAGGCUCUUAGAAGGACAAAACCCCUGGUUUGGUUGGGUUUUUUUGUCUUGAGGGUUUUGUGUCUUGGGGUUUUUGUUCAAAGCCGCACCUCCCCCACAAAUACCGCAAUCCCCAACAUUGUGGUUUAAUGCCAACUGGCAACUAAGCACUACACAGCUGCUUCCUCGCUCCCCACUGGCAGGAUGGGGGAGAGAAUUGGGGGGAAAUGAGGUACAACUCGUGGGUUGAGAUAAAGACAGUUUAAUAGUACAGAGGAGGCAGGGAAAAUAAUAAUGAUAAAACAGUAUCCAAAACAAGUGAUGCAGAAUGCAGUUGCUCAUCAUCUGCUGACGAAUGCCCAGUACAUUUCCAAGUAGCGGCCACCACCCUGGCCACCCCCCAGUUUUAUUUCAGCACUUGUAUGGUAUGGAAUAUCCCUUUGGCUGGUCUGGCUGGGUCAGCUGUCCUGGUUGUUGUCCUCCCCAGCUCCUCACUGGCAGGGCAGCAUGAGAUUGCUUUAAGUGUGAGCACUGCUCAGCAACUAAACCAGCAGUGCAUUAUCAGCGUUAUUCUCAUCCUAAAUCCAAAACACAGCACUGCACCAGCAACUGGGAAGGAAAUCAACUCUAUCCCAGCUGAAACCAGGACACUUAGUAAUCCCAGAAAUAUCUGAAAUAAACAGUUUGAUUCAGCUGUCAUUUCUGCAUCCUUUCUGAGAUUUAAAAUCCCCAAAUGGCUUUGGUGGUGAAGUCCAUUUGUAGUCACUGAGCCGUCACAGCAUUUGAGUCAUGAAGAGAGGCAGCAUGAGGUCUGGGGGGGGCCAGUUUGUACAUCAGAGAUAGGCUUGCGUGCUUAUCCGUUUGCAGGUUUUUGGUUUAGACAGUUUGUUUAUAUGAGAAGCUACAGCACAUAGUUCAGCUUUCACUGAAUUUUCAAGGUCUUCAGUGUGGCCAAUGUUUGAUUUUUCGUCUGUACUUCUAGUAUUGUUACUAGUAAUAUGGUAAAGAUGGGGAGUUGGGCUUUGAUCCUGGGCUCAAAAUGUGACUUUUAUGAAACACAGUUUCAGUGACUUACACAGGCUUCUCGUUCACACGCUUUGCCAGCUGAUUAUCUGUAUGCAAGGAGAUUGUUUUUACUCAAUCUUAAUCUUAGUGGGUUAAGAGGUUUAAGAGACUGUCAGACAGAUUAUAGAUCUAAUUCUUACAUGUCUGCUUUCAUUACAUGUACACACGGUGUUGACUUGAAAUUUAUUAGACUACUUGCAUGUCUAGGUAUUAUAAAGAGAUAGAAAUGAAAAUAAACCAUGAUCAGGAUCCCUUCAGCUCACAUGGAAGGGGUACCGUAGCAUUGUUCGUGUCAGCGCGAACUGCAUCUUUACUGUGGCAACUGGAAACUCUCAUUUUGCUGAUUUUCAGCAUAAAAAGGUACUUUUUAUUGGUACAACUACUGUAGCUGUGGAAAGUUUCUUCCGUUUGUUGAAGUUACAUAAAGUAAGGAUUAUUUAAGUGAUUUUUAUUGUCUUGCAUUCUGUUGGAGAAUAAAAGCAAGCAGUUGCUUCUCCCAUGUCCACUAAGUUCCAGUCUGGUUAAGAAAACCAAAACAGUAGCAUUAGGUAAAUGGAGUGUACAGGUUACCUAGUGAACCUCGCUAGAACACCCCAAAUUCGGUUCCAAGUAGCAUUUCUGUUUCACAAAGAGGACGUUUUCCUGAUGGGGGGCGCGGGGUAUCACUUUCUAAGUUCAGCAAUAAGACUACAGACUAUAUCUGUACUUGUGUCAGUAUGAAUUUCAUAUGGACUUACAGGCAUCGAUCUGUUUGUACAGCAGAUAUUGUAGAAUGAUGUUAAAGCUUUUAAAGAUACUUUUUCAAUGUAUUUUGGAAUGAAAUAAGUGCCUUUGAGUCAUAAUUGAUGUGCAUAAAAUGCAUGCUGCCAGCGUUAAAAAAAAUAGCAGUACAGUAACAGAGAAUUCGUUUUCUUCUGAGAGUUCUGUUUCAGAAGCAUAUUUUUUAUGAAAUUAACAGUUAUGUAAUUAUUUAGACAAUGGAAACAAUAGCUCUAUUUUUUGUAAUGAAAUAUUAAAUUCUUUAAGCACUCCAGUUUGCAGUUAUCGCAGCAUCUCAUGGUCAAUAUUAAAACUGAUUUAUAUUACAAAACUCGUAUCAUCUAUCGCUAUAUUUGACAACAUCUAGAAAACAUAAAAGAAGGAAACUAAUUAAUAGGUUUACAUCUCUUCCAAGAAACUAGCAAAUUGUGGAGACAGCUUUUGUUUGAGCGUGACUGCAUAGUCCAACACGGGAUACGUUUGUCAACAGAAGAUGAAAGAUAUUGGUGUCAAGUUUAUAAUUUUAUUUGUCCUGUAUUUCUGCUUUAAUUUUUUAUUUGCAAGUUCACCUUUGAUUCACGCAAUGCUUGUGGAAGCAUUUAAGAAAUUUUAUUCUAUAUGCUCUGUCUUUACGAAACAUUUAUUCCAAGCCAAGGUUUUUAAUACUUAGUUGUUUCUCAGCUUGUGUCUGUGCUUACGUUGCUUUUAAGGUAAACUCUCACGGGUAUUUUGAAUAUAUUUCCGCUAUAAUUAGCAUGUUCCUUGUGAUCUGAAGGAAUUGUGUUGCACUUGGAUUUUUGCAGCGUUCGGGUUUGCUGCCGGUUACCCCGGCAAGGGCCCUGCAGGAUUUUUCCUGCACCCUCAACCAGUAACAGAGCAGCGUGACCCUGGUGAAAUGUAGUCAGGUUUUGUCUUUUGUCCAGACUGUUGCUGCUCUGAAGCCCCGUUCCACAGCCCAGUGAAGUCACAGAAAACCUGAUAUUCAUUGCAGCUGGCUUUGGACGCGACCCUUUGUGUUUGGUGCUUUUGGUUGUUAGUGAGAAACAAAAUAAAUCGGGUUUUAUUAAAAGAAAAUGAAAAAAAACCUAAAAAGCUGGUGGCAGAGUAGAGCCUUACUGCAAAGAGGUGGUUUCUGUUUGUGUGCUCGUCUCUUUGGGAGGGAGGACUCCUCAGUUCGUCCUUGGAAGAGGCGUCCUCUCCCAAACAGAUGCCACAGCUCAGAUCAUGACUACGUACUGAGCUCUAAGAGCCCACUGACUUGUGUGGGAUCUGAAUGUGCUGGUACCGAAUCUCUGUCUCCUGCUGCCCACGUGCAACACGACGUGGCCGGCUGCAGCUCGCUGCCGGGCUGGCUACGGUCCUUCCCUGCAAAGGGGCGCAGCAGCUGCUGACCUGCAGUGCUCAGUAUCUUUAAGGACACGAACAGAACCACUGCGUUAAUUUGAGAUGACAAAGGAGUGGUACAGAAAGCUUGUGAUCACCCACAUUGGGUGAAACACAAUGUAUAUGUUGGAGUCUGUGAGUUACUGGGAAUGAGAACAAUGUUCUGUAAUCCUGUUGCGGGAAAUCUGACCGGGAUACACAGUAAGGGGUUAGUCGGUGCUGUUACUGUUUCAUAGCAUUAUGGCAUCUGAGG
Molecule: messenger RNA, 8317 nt
Organism: Cuculus canorus (common cuckoo)
Lineage: Eukaryota; Metazoa; Chordata; Aves; Cuculiformes; Cuculidae
Gene: ITGAV
Product: integrin subunit alpha V
Exons: 30
Coding region: 46-3147 (1033 amino acids)
Biological process (GO): cell adhesion mediated by integrin; cell-matrix adhesion; integrin-mediated signaling pathway
Cellular component (GO): integrin complex; external side of plasma membrane
Molecular function (GO): integrin binding
Source: RefSeq, a predicted model, not a curated record